AUGAAAAGAAGCUUCCAAGAGUUGUACUCUUCCAACACGUUCGGGAGUGAUGAGGAUGAUGGUGAUACACAAGCAGAGAGUGUAAAUACUCCAUCAACAGAGGUCGGAAAAGAGAGUUUCAUCACAGAAUCAUCAGCAAAUAUAAAAACAAAGGAAAUCAGAGAAAUGGAGUUAUUCAUAAAACAACUAUUAGAUUCCAAAACUUUGCUCGAACGAAAAGCGCUUCUCACAUUGUUGAUCACAUAUUUCAGCCCAUCUUCCGAUAAUUUUAUAUUGAAUGGGCUUUCUUUUUUACAACAUUCGUCAUCAUUAUUGUCAUAUUUGAAGAACGUUUUUCAGUAUUUAUCAACAGAUGUCGGUGGUGUAGAUCCACUUUAUGAUCGUGAUUUAAUUGUUUUAUUUAUUAGAUUUGUUGCAAGCAUUGUUUCUUCAAAUGUAGAACGACAGGAUAUUGCAAACUUAAUGGAAGACAUUGAUUGGCUUUCGUAUUUAUUAUCUCAUGAAUCACACAAAAUUAAGCGACAAGCCUAUAAUGGGCUGAUUGAAAUUGCUACAAAGAGUUCCAAGUUUGCUCAAUCAAUAUUUCAGGUUCUUCCACCUCAUGAAAAAGUUUUAUGUGAUUGGGAUCAAGGAAUAAGAAAAACUUAUGUUGAACUAUUGUCCAUCACUUAUCCAUUAAAUGGUGGGGAAAAUAACAAAACAAUUUCCAUUAUGGAAAUUUUGAGAUCAUGUCUUUAUGAUAGAGACACUAGAGUAAGAGCUCAAGCUAUCGACUCUUUCAUUACCUUGUACAGGCGUGGUAUGCAAUUAUCUUUUGAUUUAUACCCUGAAGCAGUCAAUUCACUCCAUGACGACACCGAAGAGGUGAGAGAGAAAGGUUUAGAAUUGAUCACGUUAUUGGCUCAAAUUUAUCCAAACCGAACUGUCACUCAUUCAGGAUCUCAACUUACUCUAGUGGAAGAUGCCUUUGGAAAAAUAUGUAAUGCUGUUAGAGAUCACGUAGUUUCUGUUAGGACAAAAGCUUGCAGAAUGCUUGGAAAACUGAAAGGAGUAAAAGAGAGCCUUCUCCUUGAAGGAUUUGGAAAAAUCGAGCUUGAAUAUACCCCAAAAUAUCACAGGAAGAAACAACAGAGGGAUGAGGAGGAUGCCAACACUAAGAAGAAGACAAUUCAACAAAAACAAAUGAUUAUGGAACAGGACUUGAGUAAUUAUGAAUUUGCAGAACAGGAUGUUGACGGAGAGAUCUCCAUUAAGGGAACUGAAAAGGAUGCUCUUUUAUAUAGUGGAGCUGUUGGAACAUUCGUACUAGCCCUUGAAGACCAAUAUAGAAGUGUGAGAAUGGCGAUAAUUGAGUCUAUUUGUGAACUCAAUAAGGAAUCUGAGCUUUUUAGUAGAAAAUCUGUUGAUUAUUUGAUAGAAAUGUUUAAUGACGAAAUUGAUUCAGUUCGAAUUCAUGCCAUAGAUUCAGUGAGCAAAAUCAGUGCUUCUUCGCUUAGAUUUGAUGAGGAACAACUUCAAAUUGUUUUGGCUAUUCUUGAGGACUCUAAUUCGGAAAUUAGAACUUCUGUAAGAAAUUUAUUAAGAGUCAUCGUUUUAUCUAAUGCGAGAUGUUUGCAAGCUGCCAUUCGAGCACUUUUGAUUAAUAACCUCAGAAAGUAUAGAUCUGAUAUCGACCAAAUUUACACAUGUCUAAGAGAUUUGGCCAAGAAUCAUUCAAAACUGACAGAGUUUUUGAUCGAAGAGCUUUUGAGGUUAGAACGUUAUAUUAUGCCAACAGAAUAUAAGGUGGAUGAUGAAUAUUAUACUGGACUAUGUGUUGCCAUUUUCAGCGCUAGUGAGGAAAAUUCUCGGAUUCCAAAUCAUCUUCCCAAGUACAUGUACAAACACUAUGCUUACCUUCGCUCCAAAUACCCUAAUUUAUUCCCAACCUUGACCAUCAAAACGCUCAACAUGAAUUCAAACUCGAUGACAUAUACUUUUUCCGAGAAUGAUUUAUCUUUAGAAAAACCAUCUAAGAAACAAAAACCAGUUUUUGAUUUUAUGAUGGACUCGAACUCUCUAGUUCUUCCAUUUGUGAAUGCAUUUAAUCAGAUUAGACAUUUAGCACUCAACAGUGAACGAGAAGACCCAGUCUCAGCUAUGAAAACAUUGAGAAGUGAGUUAAAAAAAACACCAAAAAGCAAAGACAGAAAUUUGAAUGUAUUUAUACACUUCUUGAAUAUUUAUUGUGCAUGUUGCCAAAACUACUUAUCUAUACUGCAGGCAUUGCAAUUCAAGAUGAUUGGACCUAGUAUUUUCAAGAAUAUUAUUCAGAUGACAUACAAGAUUGAAAAACUUUUUGGAAAUCUCAAUGUUAAUAUUCUACAGCAGUUAAUGUGUUUGAGACUUGUUGUCUAUGUGAAGUAUCUUGUCAACAGCGCCGAAAAGACAACAAACAUAUUUUCCAUCAAUGACCAUUCAAGCAUUCAAAAGAUGAGACAAUUAGCGCGUGCAAUUCAACAAUUUUCCAACGACCAUAAUUUACCUCUAGAUCCUCGUGUGGCGGAAAUUAUGAACCAUCUCAUUGAGAGUCAUGAGGUUUCGCUCGCUCAUUUAUCAAAAAUUCAAUUUUAUCCAGCCGAACUGACGCUUCACGAUGUUGGACGGAUGCAACUCAAGCAAUGCACCAUCAUUUCUCCUGUACCCAAUGUUGAAAAACCAAUUGAGUAUCAACCUUUCAUUUCUCUUUCGAUACCAAUUCAAUGCACGAUGAGAGAUGUUUCUUUACAAAAUGAUCAAUUAUUCAUUAAUGUCUCUUUCCCCGAUGGCACUCAUUCAAUAUUUCCCAUCGACAAUCUCAAAGAUAUUUCCACAAGCAGCAAUGGUGAUGAUAUUCACAAAGUAGUGCUUUCAAAAGAGAUACAACUGAGAACAGAAUGGUGGAGCGAAGCUUGCCCUAUUGAGAUAUCCAUUGCAUCCUCCUUUGCCACACAAAUUCCAAACGAAUUUUCACUGAUAGAGUCCUCCUCUUCGAAUGAUUCCAUGAACAGCACUUCAGUUUCUCAAGUCACAUCCUCUUGCUUGGUACCAUUGAGUAAGAGCGUUCAAAUACUCAUUCAUCCCAAACUUAAAUAA
Naegleria fowleri is the source of this 3114-nucleotide messenger RNA. RefSeq lists its product as uncharacterized. The transcript has 4 exons. The coding region runs from base 1 to 3114 and encodes 1037 amino acids. Gene Ontology annotation, cellular component: integrator complex. The record is from RefSeq and is a predicted model, not a curated record. Gene Ontology annotation, biological process: snRNA processing. NCBI's taxonomy places the organism in Eukaryota, Heterolobosea, Eutetramitea, Acrasida, Naegleriidae.